Mercurialis annua (annual mercury) is the source of this 1426-nucleotide messenger RNA. RefSeq names its product NAC domain-containing protein 1-like. Gene Ontology annotation, molecular function: zinc ion binding; sequence-specific DNA binding. The record is from RefSeq and is a predicted model, not a curated record. Lineage: Eukaryota; Viridiplantae; Streptophyta; Magnoliopsida; Malpighiales; Euphorbiaceae. Gene Ontology annotation, biological process: regulation of DNA-templated transcription. The transcript has 3 exons. Bases 55 to 1311 code for a protein of 418 amino acids.
ACAAAAACUUCUCUUCAGUUUUCUCCUUCUACAUUUUCUCAUAUCAGAAUCAGAAUGAGAAUGUCUAGCAAUCAAAAUCAAAUCCCCAAUACAACACGUCGUCUCAGUGAAGAAGAAUUGGCCUACUUCAAAUCUUUUCCAUGCGGUUACAGAUUUUGGCCUACUGAUACAGAGCUCAUUCUUGAAUACCUGCACAAGAAAGUUUACCUUCAACCUUUGCCUCGAAACAGGAUCAUCACUCUCCAUUUUUAUAACUUCAAUCCUCAAUUUCUUGCAGAAAUGUAUUCGGAUUAUGGAGAGAAGGAAUGGUACUUCUUCACACCAAGGGCCAAGAAGUGUAACAAUGGAUUGAGAGCUGCCGGGGACGGGUACUGGAGAGGGGCCGGAGCCGAUGAACUUAUAAGGCAUAAUGGUGUUAUCAUUGGAAGGAAGAAUGCUUUUGUUUUCUACAUGGCACAACAUCCAAAUGAUGAAAUAACUGACUGGAUUAUGCAUGAAUUCGUACUCGAAAACCCCCCUCCUACUCCCCUGCCAAGGUUGGAUGAUUGUGUAUUAUGUCGGAUUUAUAAGAAAUGUGAGAGGUUUGCUAGAGGUGGAGGAGAUGAAUAUGAAGAUAUUAUUGAUCAAAGAGUUGAGGAGAUAGACAAUAAUAAGGAGAUUAUCCGCUAUGAUAAUAAUUCCGGCGUGUUUGAACCCGAUAUCCCUUACGAACUACCCUUUGGUGAAUAUGAUUUUCCAGGAUUUAUUGAUGAUUUUCCUCCGCCUAGAAGAAAUUGCAGUUUGAGUGAUGAGCUACUUCCAGGAGGAGCCAACAAUUAUAAUAAUCAGCUGAAUGAAAAUAUUGUUUCGAUUCCUGCGCAGCAAGUUUCUCCGAAACACAAAAGAAAGGCGAAUAUGAAGCUGAAAUGUAUGCAUUGUGAGAUAACCGAGACUCCGAAAUGGAGAGAUGGACCAAUGGGGCCUAAAACCCUUUGCAAUGCUUGUGGAGUUCGCUAUAGGUCAGGCCGCCUUUAUAAUAAUCAGCUGAAUGAAAAUAUUGUUUUGGUUCCUGCGCAGCAAGUUUCUCCGGAACACAAAAGAAAGACGAAUAUGAAGCUGAAAUGUAUGCAUUGUGAGAUAACCGAGACUCCGAAAUGGCGAGAAGGACCAAUGGGGCCUAAAACCCUUUGCAAUGCUUGUGGAGUUCGCUAUAGGUCAGGCCGCCUUUGUCCUCAAUAUCGACCUGCUGCAAGUCCCACCUUCGUUCCGUCGGUGCACUCCAAUGUCCAUAAACGAGUUAUUCGGAUGCAAAAAGAACUAGUCGACAACUAACUCCCUCGAGUUGAUAUCAAAUGAUACCAACCGAUUAGAACUGCGUUUGGAAUUGCUAAAUUCGCUCUUUAUGUUGUUUAGUUACGGUUGGAUUUCAUUUCUUUGUUAAACUGUA